Molecule: messenger RNA, 1020 nt
Organism: Brettanomyces bruxellensis
Lineage: Eukaryota; Fungi; Ascomycota; Pichiomycetes; Pichiales; Pichiaceae
Exons: 1
Coding region: 1-1020 (339 amino acids)
Biological process (GO): positive regulation of DNA-templated transcription, elongation; regulation of transcription by RNA polymerase II
Cellular component (GO): cyclin/CDK positive transcription elongation factor complex; nucleus
Molecular function (GO): cyclin-dependent protein serine/threonine kinase activator activity
Source: RefSeq, a predicted model, not a curated record
AUGUCUGAAUUGCAAUCAGAACUUGUCGCAAGUUCUGAGGGUACCAACGUCAUACAACUAUCAAAGCCUUUUCUAACGUCGAAAGAGAUAGCUUAUCUUAAGAAAACAAAUAUAGGGAAUAGUGAUGAAAUUAGGGCAUAUUCUCUAAAGAAAAGAGAGACAUUUGAAUUUUUAAUACGUUUGGUUAAGCGAUUACAUUUUCCUGUGAGAAUACUACAGUAUUGCUCUUAUUUAUAUCAACGGUUCUUUCUUUUUUCAACGAAUUUCACCAGAGACUUAAAAUGGCACAUGGAGAUUGGAUUAACAGCUCUUUUCAUAUCAAUGAAAAUGAAUGAUUUUAUAAAGAAACUCACUUUUGUUCUUCAAGAAUCAAACACGGCACGUUCUCUUCAUCUAAGCCCUCAAGAAUUAGAAAGUCAAAGACGUACCAUAAUGGGUCUGGAAAAGACAAUGAUGGAAUGCGAAAGUUUUGAUUUCAGGAAUUAUUGUAUGGAAGAUCUUUUAGUUAAAUUCACGAAGUUUUUUAAGCUUUCAGAGAUGGAGAGUUAUAUUUCAUGGUCAAUUCUUAAUGAUUUAUAUUUGACUGAGCUUCCAUUAGAGCUCCCCGCGCAUCACAAUGCAAUCAUAGCCAUGAGAACAGCAUUGCUUAUCCUUUCAUCUAUUUCAAAUCAUAGUCUCCAUGAAGUUGAUCUGCACAAAAUAAACAUGAGACCGGAUAAUGAUUCUCUAAUAUUAGGAGUUCACCAAAUGCUUGAACAUUAUAUAGACAACUACCCAACAACAUUUUUAAAGGACGCAAUGUUAGAGAUCCACAUUGAUGAUGAACCAAAAGAAUUGGUGGAUAAAUUUCUCACGGUUAAGAUUGAUUUUGCCAAGAAAUUUCCCUCUCCAAGAGGAUUACAUUCAAGUGUAUCUGAUCAGGACCUCUUAUUUCAACCGCAUGAUUCUGAGCUUGGAAAGCAUGGAUGUAUUCGUUUUCUAUAUAAUAAGAAGAAGUAUUUAGAUGAGGUGAGUCAAUAG